GCUUAUGAUUAUGGACCACUACCGCCAGGAGCGCCACCUAUGUACGAUUACCCUCCACCACCACCACCACCUGGACAAAUGUAUGAUCCUCUAUACCACAACCAAGCCUAUGAUCCAAUGGGCUUCCCUAUGUAUCCGCCGCAGUUCCUGAAUGUAACAACUCCUGCGCCCACAACAACUCCAGCACCAACCCCUGCAGGAGAGGUUGAGAUUGAAGGACCCAUUACAACUCCGCCUCCAGUAACAACUACCACCACUUCGGCACCAGUGUAUAACAUGAGUAAUACGUACAUCCAUACACAGGGACAACAUUCGACUCUUCAUCAUGGUGGUGCACGUUAUCCAUUAGCACAGCCCGGUUCUGGAUAUCCCCAACAGUAUGCUUAUGGUCAUUACGGGCCUCAAUAUCAGCAACAGAAACCAGCUAACAAUUGGCUUCCUGCCCAGCAGCAACCAGGUGCUUAUCCUCAACAGCCAGGUGCUUACCAACAACAACCCGCCAAUUAUCAACAACAACCCGCGAUGUAUGCUCAACAACAGGGUUAUGCCUCCCAACAACAACCCACUCCUUACGCGUCCCAGCCCACUGCGUACGGUCAACCACAAACGUAUGCUCCUCAGCAACCCCCUGCAUAUGGUGUUCAACAGGAGGCCUCUGUGUACCCAACCGCCUACCCACAACAACAGCAGGCUUCUUAUCAACAACAACAGCCUGCUUAUCAACCUCAGCAACCGGCCUAUCAACAACCGAAUGCUUAUCCACAACAACAAGCAGGUGCCACUCAGUAUCACCAGCAGCAUCAGCAACAACAGCACCAGCAGUAUAACUAUCCCAUGCAACAACCUAGUAAUUACCCAAUGCCGCAACAACAGCCUUCGCAGCAAUCGCAAUACCCACAACCAAACCAUACGCCUACUAGCCAGCAGACUGGACAAAACAAUUACGCUGCAGGGCCCCAAACGCAACAAAAUCCACUUGAUUCAGAACGGCUGCAGCUUCAAAAGCUUCUUUUCCAGAUUCAGCAAGCUAAAUCCAAAACGCAAUCUGCAAAAUUACCAGUAGCACAACGGGAGCAAUGGGAGGCGAUAUUUAAAAAACUUUAUCAAAUUUAUCAACAGUACAAAGCGCAACAGAAAGCCCAAUCCAGAACAUCGGGUUAAGCGGGCAAUACUAUUAAUCCAGAGACGGCGUCAAGAUUUCGAGAUGUUUCAUUAAUCAUUAUGUCCAAAGAGAUAUGUUAUUAUGACAAGCUGUCCACAUGACAGGCUGCUUAAGACAUAAUAGUCAUGAGCUGUAUAUUACUGUCAAAAUGUUAUGGACACAGUGAGAAUGGUUAUGUUUCCUGUUGACGUAUAACAAGAUUCUUGAGUAUUUUUAGAGACAUUUUUAUAUAUUUUUAUGGAGAAAAGUGAAAUAUUUUCUAAAAAGAGGGAAGGGGGAUUUGUCGUUCUUUGAAUUACGUAAGGGCUGAACCGAAUUUACACUCUGUAACCAGCUUUUAAUUUGAAAGAUAUUAGAAAUCAUACAGAUUUGAUGACUUGGGAAUGGAUCGUUCAGUUGGCCAUCAAAGUUAGAACAAACUGUCCAUUUUUGCCUUUAUACUAUGAAUUGGGGACCCUAAACAGAAAGAUGUUCUUUCUCUUUGAUUUCGCCCUUUUCUUUAAUUUAUUUCUUUGCAGUAUUGUUAGUUUACAAUGGACGUUCACAAGGUGAAUAAUUUUAGCAAUAGUGCUUUAAAAUAACAGUCUCGUAAAUUAAAAAAAGAAAUACAUUACAUAGGUUGUUUUUUUUUAAAAAUGUGAACCUUGGUCAUCUGAAGUUCCAAAACUGCAUACUCGGAUUAUCUACUUGGAUUUACAUACGACCAUAGACUGCCACUUAAAAGGAACAAUUAUAAAGAAAGUGUGUUUUAGAAUGGUACUGAUAUUUUUAUAUGGAUAUUGUAUUACUUAUUUAUAUAGAUAUAUUAUAAUGCUGGUCUAGGGGGGUGGGGUCUAUUAAAGAUGGCGAAUACAAUGACAGUAUGUAAUAAA
Molecule: messenger RNA, 2034 nt
Organism: Patella vulgata (common limpet)
Lineage: Eukaryota; Metazoa; Mollusca; Gastropoda; Patellidae
Product: antigen LPMC-61
Exons: 3
Coding region: 40-1161 (373 amino acids)
Source: RefSeq, a predicted model, not a curated record